CACAGUACUAGGUAACCACUCAUUCACCAUUUUUACAGGGCUUGGUUAUGCUGUGCACAAUCGAAGUAUUUUUUGUUUCGUCCCGUUUGACUAGCACAGUGACAUGCUUGGAUACUAGCCUUCAUUACUAUCCGCGAAGGUGAAAGUGGCCAUGCCUCAAGAACUUCAUGGCAUCAUCAGGAACUAAGCAGCCACCAUGAAAGACCAUUGGCUUGAGUGCAAGGUUUGCAGCCCUGGAUCCCUUAAGGCUACUCAACUGUGUUCCUUCAAGUCUUUCAGGAGAAAGGUUAUACUCCAUAUGGGAAAGCUUCCAGAGGUAAGCUCAAGUUGUGCAGGCCAAUUGUAACAAAGUGUCUAAAACCCUUGCAACCAUGGAAAGAGACCUGAGUACUUACCAGGGCUCGCUUGACUUAAAGCGAAAGGCCGAAGAGAAGCUGCUUUUGGAAGGUCCCACAGUAGUGCAAAAUAUUGACCCUUCAUACUACCGCAAGAAGUCGGCAGAGUCUGGCUUUGAUGAGGAUGAAUCGAGGUUGGAUGAAGAGUUGAAGAAGGCAGCCAGCAAACUACCCAAGAAAAGGAAGUUUGACUUCGACUUUGGUGAUGCAGAUGCUGUGUUUGCUGGGAGAAACAGCAGCAGCACAGCAGAACCCGUGCCUGGUGUAGAUCUCCGUGAUUGGAAAGGUCACAGAGUUUUAGUGCGGCUCAAUGACUUGUAUGUGCCAGCUGUGAUUAAGGAUGUUGCCAGUGACCGUGAUGUGGUAGUUCAACUAGACAGCAACCAGCAUCCAUUGUUUCGUGUUUGCGAUGUGUUUGACACAGCCCGGCUUGAUGUGAUAGGUGACCACAGUCCCUCACCAGGCCAGUUGACUAUUGGUAUCCAGUUGUGUGUACGUGUGGAAGACAAUGUGUACGCAGAAGGUGUUGUGGAAGAAAUCCGGUCACGCCCCCCUGUUCAGUACUUUGUGCGCUUCAUCAAGAGGCCCAGUGGUGGGCCGCAUGACGGCGUGUGGGUGACACGUGCGGGCUUGCGACUCAGGCAACCUCCCUGGUGGGAGGACAUGGAACUAGCCUCGUCUGUGUCAUCAUCUCCCAUGUUUCAGCGAGAGCCAGUGCCUCUUCUCACGCCACAUCUAGUUGAACCCAACAUGUCAUCUCUUCCACCACAGCAGCCCAUAAUUCAGCCACACGGCGUGUCAGUCAUCACAGAUGGCAUCCACAGGACCAUGCCAAUCAAUCUGGCAGGUAACCUCGAGAUGGACAGAGCACUUGAUUCGGUGGGUGCACCAAGAGCUCGUAAACUGACAGUGGGAAGCUCUCCUACCGCUGUUGGAGACGAAGACUCCUCGGAUGACGACCUCAAGACGGGGCGCAUUGAGUUCGACCCCAAUCCCAGCCCGUCACGCCUCGGCUUUUGUCCAGAUAACCUUACACCUCGUUCCCGACUGGCCACAUCAUCUUCGACAGAGAUGCGUGUGUUAACUCCACGUUCCCCUGCUGCACAGCAGAAAUACAAAAAAGGAGACAUUGUGUCCACCCCCAAUGGCAUACGGAAGAAAUUCAAUGGCAAGCAGUGGAGACGUCUCUGCUCCAAGGAAGGAUGCACCAAGGAGUCACAGCGACGUGGCUACUGCUCACGCCACCUCUCUCUCAAGGGCAAGUCCGGUACAGCCAUGCGCAAAGGCAGUGCACCAGCAGCAACGUCAUCGAGUCAGCAGCCCCCUUUCCCCGCUAAUGCAAUGCGCGCAGGCACUGGGAGGGAGUGGGAGGAGUCGUCACGUGAAAGCAUCAGCGGCAGCCCUGGUGACAGGGCAAGCAGAGUGCAAGGCCGUUUUGAUAUAGACGAGACUGAGGCUGCAAACAUGCUGGUUUCACUCGGAAACUCGCGGUCAGCCACGCCGUCAUCCUCGGCAAGUCCACCAGGCAGACCCGAGCUAUUUGCGCCUAUCCACCAUGCCGCUUGGCCCCCCGAUACCCAUUCCCCAGAGAGUGUCUUCCGGCCAACCACAGUGGUUGUGCACAGGCCAAGGGUGGUGAAGACCUCGGAGCCCGUCUCGGUGAUUCAGCACUCCCUGCCUCCUGAGAAGCUGAUUGGCGAGCCUCAGACCACUGCAGCCCAGAUGGUUUUGCUCCAGCAGGCACUACAGCAAGGCCGUAACUCCUUAAGUGAAGCGCUGCCUACAUACAGUGCGAUACAGGUGGCACCACCUAAGGACGUGCAUUCUGGUGUGAACGGGCAGGUGGCAGUUGUCUUACAGACACCACAACAACAGCAGCAGCAGCAGCACCCAAGUCCAGCUCACCUCCUGCCUGUCAUGCCUGUCGUAACCUCCAAUGGAGAAGCACAAAAGGAUGAACGUGCCUUAGAUUCAUCUGGAAGUGGCUGGCCUGAUGGCAAGCCCAUUCCAGUCUUUCCAUGGCAUUCGCUGGUUCCAUUUUUAAACACCACCCACCCGUCGCCACCCAGCAGUGCACCGCCCACAGUGACUACUGCUCCUGUGUUACCGGACGACGCUCAGCAAUCUAGCAUUGUAAACGACCAGGAGGAAGGCGACGACGAUGUGUUCGACAGCACAGAUUCACCCACAACGAUUGUUGUGCCAUCUGCUAAGCGGAGAACACAAUCACUGGGUGCACUCCCGAAAGAUGAGCCCAAAAGCCCACGCAAGGUCAAGGAGAAGGAACACAUCAGACGGCCAAUGAAUGCAUUCAUGAUCUUCAGCAAGCGGCAUAGAGCACUGGUGCACAAGCGGCACCCUAACCAAGACAACCGCACUGUCAGCAAGAUAUUGGGCGAGUGGUGGUAUGCACUGAACCCAUCAGAGAAGCAGCAGUACCAUGACCUUGCCUUCAAGGUGAAAGAGGCACACUUCAAGGCGCACCCCGACUGGAAGUGGUGCAGCCGGGAUCGCAAGAAGUCCAGCUCUGGAUCACAGUGCAAGGAUGCCACACGCAAGUGCCUCAGCACCUCGGAUGACCUGGGUGCCCACUUGGCUUCUGGGGACAGCAAUGACCGCCAAGAUACUGAUAAUGUCAAGGACGAGAGCACUGGCUCUAAAAAUGGAGAAAGUGGUGAUAGUCUUGCUGUUGCGCUUCCCUGGACUGAAAACACUUCCGAGUCUUCUAUGGGCAAUGUUGGCCCUGGAAACAAUGACAAAGAUGAGGACGCAUCCAGUGAUGAUGAACGGAUGAUAAUCUGUGAAGACGAGGGUGACGGCGAGCCAGUUAUCGACCUCCAGUGUAAAGAACGAGUGGUAGAGAGUGAUUCAGAAGGUGGUGCCUCAGAUGCUUCACCUCCACGGUCACCUGUUGGGGCUGGGCCACCAUUGGCUGAGGGCACCCAUAGGCCGACACCCAUCAUGAGGGAGCCUAUGCCGUUGUUGGAGGCUGCGCCGCUGGGCGCACCACGGCCUCUUGGCGCUGCAGCCACAGCCUUUCACCCUACAGGCGCCGUCUUCAAGGGUGUGCAAUCUCCAAGUAAACGCAACUCGGCCCCAGAAGAGAGGCAGCGUGAAUCUGUUUCUCCACUGCGUCCAAUUGCGUCCAAGCCUCCUGCAGGCAUGGAAACCAUGCGACAUGCAUUGCUGGUUCCACCCGCCUCCACAGCGCAGUACGCCAUUCUAAGCCCACCAUUGAGCCGGGCCGAGGGUGGCGCUGAUCUGACGGGGCUUGUUCUGAGGGGCCCGUCCUUCAGCCCAAGCCCACCCAAAGGGCCCAGCAACGUUUUGAGGCCCGUGCAGUUGCCUACUGCUGCCGCCACACAAGUCCAAUACCUGCUUCCUUCUUUUACCGUCCAGCCUGGAUCCGUAGGGCUCAAAGGAGUGCUGCAAAUGAUACCAUCUGGAAGUAUCCAACUUGGCACACCCAACACAACAACUGUUGGCAAAGUCCUGGCAUCGCCACCAGUAGUUGUGUCGUCACCACAUAGUCCAUCGCUGCAAAGUGUCAUCGUGGAUGCUGCUAGCACACUGCAGCCCCCACAGAUACAGCUGACCCCUGCUGAGCCGUCAUCCUCGCCACGUAUGCUGGCCUCUCCGAGCUCGGCCCAGUGCCUCCUCCUGCCUGAAAGGUGCAACAGUUCACCAUCUGCUUCUCCUAAUCCUCCAAAGAUCCGCUGUCUCAUUCCAUCCAAAGAUGGUCGGGGCUCCCCACUGGCCAUGCUAACCCCUCCCUCUGCUGCAACCACGCCACUCGGCUUCAACAAAGCACUGGCUUCCUCGGGAGGCACUCCCCCAACCAGCUCACCGCUUGCUUCUUCGCCAGCGCGAUCUCGCGUCUCACCAUUUUUCACGGGUGUUCUGUCCAUGAAGUCUGGGAACUUGACGCCCACCGAGCCAAAACUAGACUCGAGUCCCCGAUCUCAUCGUGGUUCCAAAGCUCUGGUCGCAUCACCAGCUACGCCCGGCGCAGAAGCUCGGAUGCCCACAACUGAAAACCUGACAGACACAGAUGCAAAGGCACUCAGUAGUGGGCUUUCAUCAGACAAGUUGCUCAAGACAAGCAAGACCAAGAAGCUUUCGGAGACCAGUGAUGGGAUGCAUACAGCCAGCCCCCGUGAAGGUCCUCCCACUGGCUCCAGCUUGCUCCGACCCAGCUUGGAGGAGCAGCAGUGGCGGCUACCCAAGGUGCCGCUUGAGCCGAUUUACUCUGCCCCCACUUCGUCCUUGGCGCUCGAAGCAGCAGCUGCGCAAGAAGGGAGUCCGAAGCAGCAGCCGUUCGUGCUCGCGCCAACACCCGCGCAGCUGGGACGUGCACCGGGUCAGCUGCACCAGCGGAAGAACAGCGGUGCCGCGUCAUCCUCUCAGUCCUCCGAGCCGUCCGAGACGCUGCCCUGCCUUACAGAUCUCAGUGACAACGCUAGUCAGCCACCACCCCGCACCCCUCAGCCACCGCACCCACCAAUGGUGAACACCGUGGCUGAAGAGUGCACUGUCGUCAACAGGGAAGAAAGUGUUGCACCCAGGGAAGACGGUGCCACAGCAGCAAAGGACAGUCAGUCGGAGCAGCAGCAACAGCCCGCAAAGGAACCUCUGCUACCACCUCCUGUGGCCAGUCCAGCUCCGCCUUCCAAGGAGACGAAGAAGUCUGUGCUCAAGCGAACUGUCAACGAUGGAAUGGACAAAGUGCUGGAAGAAGUGAACUUCAAGGCCCAAUUCGCCAAGCUGCCAGAGUACAAGCCAGAGGAAUCCCCCUCUGGAGCAGCGUCUCUGCCUUCAUCGCCAUUUGUGCAAACGUACAGGAAGCGCCCAAAACCUUCAGAUGCGGCUGAAGACAGCGGUGAUCCAAAUGCAUCCAAGUGCGCCAGCGGGUCAUCUCCAGUGAGCACACCCCGCACACCCCAAACUGCUGGCCCAAAGCUGGAAGGCACAAAGUUCUUCGGACCCAGCUUCAACCUCGAUGCACUGGCCGACACUCGGAAUGACGCAUCGGAUGGUGAUGUAGGCUCUCCACGAACACCCAAGACUCCAGCAGAAGGUGAGAAGAGCCAGUCUUCAUUACGGCGUACACUGGAGCAACGGCGACAACUCGUCAUGCAACUUUUCACCGAGGAAGGCUGGUUCCCGUCGGCGCAAGCUACAGCUGCCUUUCAGCAGCGGCAUCGGGACGUGUUCAGCAACAAAAACACACUUCAGCUCAAGAUACGUGAGGUACGUCAGAAGCUCAUGGCUCAGAACAACCAGGCCAACAUUGCCACCACACCGAGUGCUCACGACACUACCACCAUUGCUGAGGCAGCUCCGGCCAAGUCGGAAACGCCAAAUGCCCCGGAACCCCAGACACCGCGGACGGGGACAUGAAGGAUGCACACAAACCGAAGGCUGUCGAGCAACGGUGUGGGGCUGGGGAUGUUGUUGGGCAAAUUGUGUGGGAUGUCUGGUUCCUUGGGGCUCAAUUUUAUUUUGUUUUUAUUGACCAAGCAGCAUGGGCUCUGAAACCGGAAGCAGCCUUGGGUCAUGUGUUCAUGGAGCAAGGUUUUUAUUUUUGCUGGUUUUUAAAAGUUCCAAGAAGCAUUGUCUCCCCGAGGGAAUUGUGUGGACGGCCCCAGCGCCACUUCUAUUACGGUGUCUGAUGUUUAAAGGCCUGUUUUGCAUCCUAUUGUCAGAUACGCAGCGAACUGGUACCUAGAUCGUCAUGCACUUUGUGCAGGCCGUUACUGUGGUCUCCGUGUUGUGGAAGGGGCUUGCGGACUUGGGAUAUCGACGCUCUCUGCUUGUGGACAUUGUUGACCAACAGCAUACACAAAUCAUUGUAGGGUAUCGACCUUCCAUGGAUGCCCGUUUCAACACUUGUCUUGUGUUCGGCUGCGCACAUACAGUUGUGUUGCACCUGUGAUGUGUACGAGACUGUGUUCUUCGAUGGUUCUCGAGGUCUGUGUCACACAAAUCUAAGGAUCUGAAAGGCCCUGUAGCAUGGUUUGUUUGGAUUGUUGAAAGGAUAGGCAGGUAGGACUGCUCUGUGUCCAUGUAAUAUGCGCACAUGGUGUCUUUCGUAGUUUUUUUCUUUCUCCAUUUGCUUUGUUUCAUCACAACGUUACUGGUGUUGUUGAUGGAAACAAGUGGUGUGACUUGUUGACUUGCACCAUGUGUUGUUGCUAGUAUUUGGACAAUGCAGGGCAGUACAGUUUCAUGCUGUUGACCUUCAGAACUUUUAAGCAGCGCUGCUUUUUAUUAUCAUUUUCUUUUAGCAGAUGAGCCAGGCGAUUGGAUGCCGUUGUAAACUAUGUUCCCAAAUCUGCUAUGAAGUUUGCAUUAUUGGCCAGGCUUUGUGCCUCCUGUGCAUAUGAGGACUAGAUACAGAUAUGUGGGCUUAAUAUAAAUUUUUAUUAUGUGGUGAUUUCAACUAGAAGUAUGAAAAUAAUACAAACUUGCAGUCAGUACAGUGAAGCCGCAUUUCACAUAGGGUAUCUUUGUUUUAAAGAACAGAGGACACCAACCAUACUUAGUGAAAAGCAACAAA
Messenger RNA from Rhipicephalus microplus (southern cattle tick), 6954 nucleotides. It is a transcript of the gene cic, whose product is annotated as Putative transcription factor capicua. The record is from RefSeq and is a predicted model, not a curated record. Gene Ontology annotation, biological process: regulation of transcription by RNA polymerase II. Gene Ontology annotation, molecular function: RNA polymerase II transcription regulatory region sequence-specific DNA binding; DNA-binding transcription factor activity, RNA polymerase II-specific. Gene Ontology annotation, cellular component: nucleus. NCBI's taxonomy places the organism in Eukaryota, Metazoa, Arthropoda, Arachnida, Ixodida, Ixodidae.